CAGCGAAGAAGAAGUCGUUAAUUCGGGGUUGGCUGUUGUUGUGCUCCUAGGUUUUUAUCAUUGAUAAUAAGCUAAACAAAAUAUAAACACCUCGACACAAACCGUUUCAGGAUUCCAAUUGCAUCUUCCUGCAACGUUUGCGAAACACAUUUGAACACUGGGAUUUGUAACUAGCCAGCUAAGUUAGCCACGUUAUUAAUUAGCUAGUUAGCUAACGCUAGCUACAAUUGCUAGCUCUAGUACACCGUUUGGCGCUGGUAGAAUGGCGGAGGAGGAAGACGAAACAGUUUUUGACGAGGAUUUGGAUGACGGGGCGGGUGGAACCGAUGGGAGCCACGGCAAGCGAAAACGGUUGUUUUCUAAAGAGCUUCGGUGUAUGAUGUACGGGUUUGGAGACGACCAGAAUCCCUACACCGAGUCAGUGGACAUCCUGGAGGACCUUGUGAUCGAGUUCGUCACGGAGAUGACGCACAAAGCCAUGUCCAUCGGACGCCAGGGCCGUGUCCAGGUGGAAGACAUUGUUUUCCUCAUCCGGAAAGAUCCAAGGAAGUUUGCCAGAGUGAAGGACCUCUUGACGAUGAACGAGGAGUUGAAGAGAGCCCGCAAGGCCUUUGAUGAAGCAAACUAUGGUUCUUAGGUCGUGUGGUUGUAGAGGGAUAUGGGCUUCAACACGAAUUUCCUUUUCUUUCGCAUUGUCCAUACUGUUUAUUCUGCUAUGAUUAUUUGACAUGUUUUUAUAAGGCUCUAACGUUUAUUUUGUAGCAGAUGUGGCCAUAGAGAUGUUAAUUGACCAUCCACUUGUGACUUCAGAUAUGUUUGUGCUCAUGUCAAAUGCCAAUGCCUAUCUUUAUCAUAAUCAUCGGUGUGGCUUUCUGGCAGACUAGAUGCUAUGUUGGGAAAGUGGAUUGCACAUUUGUUCACAAAUAAUUUCUCAAUCUAAUAGCAUAGACGAAUAUGGCAAGUAGCUGAGCGUUUUGCUGUUUCGAAUACCCGAGCUGACACUGGGGAAAAAUGGUCUGUGCUCUUGAGCAAGGCACUUUACCCUAAUUUAUACUAGAAAGUUCUCAUUAAAGUCUCAAUGUCUGCUGAAGGAUAUUGCUUUGCAGUAUCAAUCAUCACUAAGGAUAGACAUUGUGAAAUGAAUACAGUAACUCACACCUUUUGACACGGUCUUCCAUCCUUUACUGAGAUAUUUCAGGACAUGGGCCUAGCCCAGCAGGGAGGUCAAUGUGGACUUUGUAUAUGAAUCCAUGGAUGGGUUUUUGUUCCGGAACUAUUUAACUUGCUCCUACACCUUUUUAAUGUUAUCGUUGAAUAAACUAUUUGGCCUGUUCUGUUAAAUGUUUGCAAAUGAAUGCACAUGGGCCUAAAUUUUGCAUGCAAUAAACCUGCAGGACUGAGUUUACCCUUUGUCUCAACCCGGGGUUUCCCAAACUCUGUCCUGGAGCCCUCCCUGGGUGGACUACAGAGCUGAUUCAAAUAACCAACUCAUCAAGCUUUGAUUAUUUGAAUCAGCUGUGUAGUGCUAGGGCAAAAAAUCUAAAAGGUGCACCCCUGGGAGGCAGGACCAACUUUAUGAAACCCUGCCUUAACCCACUGUAUCAGUACCGCAUUUUAAUAGGGACUCCUUUGGCUACUUAGUUUGCACAAUCAACAUUUUAAAAACUUGCCAGGAUUUCCCACUGAUUUUAUUUAUUUGUAUUUUGCAAUGAGUAAGUAGGCCUAGCUUUACUGCUUUCUAAUCUGGCUUGUUAUUUUGGUCCAAAAACAGUAACAGAAUCAAAGACAAGAUGGAUGUAUGAAUCAAAGUAAAUGAAAAACAUUGAUAUUCCUCAAUAAUAGCCUACAGACCAA
Molecule: messenger RNA, 1854 nt
Organism: Salvelinus namaycush (lake trout)
Lineage: Eukaryota; Metazoa; Chordata; Actinopteri; Salmoniformes; Salmonidae
Product: transcription initiation factor TFIID subunit 13-like
Exons: 1
Coding region: 263-637 (124 amino acids)
Biological process (GO): transcription by RNA polymerase II
Cellular component (GO): transcription factor TFIID complex
Molecular function (GO): protein heterodimerization activity
Source: RefSeq, a predicted model, not a curated record